Diprion similis is the source of this 3045-nucleotide messenger RNA. RefSeq names its product neutral alpha-glucosidase AB (gene GCS2alpha). The transcript is spliced from 8 exons. Gene Ontology annotation, biological process: carbohydrate metabolic process; N-glycan processing. The record is from RefSeq and is a predicted model, not a curated record. Bases 13 to 2784 code for a protein of 923 amino acids. NCBI's taxonomy places the organism in Eukaryota, Metazoa, Arthropoda, Insecta, Hymenoptera, Diprionidae. Gene Ontology annotation, molecular function: alpha-glucosidase activity; carbohydrate binding.
CAGUAUACCAAUAUGGCUCUGAGCGUGAGAUUUGGGCUGUUUCUGGCAGCACUCAGCUGCAUCUACUUGGUCAGCGGAGUUGACAGAAAUAAUUUUAAAACAUGCGAACAGAGCAGUUUUUGUCGACGUUGCCGAAAAGUCGAGCCGGGCAAAACGCCUUACAAACUACUGAACACGGUUGAAGUUCGAGAGACGGACCUGAGCGGUGAAUUAUUUAACCAAGAUACAGGAGUUGCGUACAUCCUUCGGCUGACAGGAUUGGUGGACAAUACAUACAGGGUUUGGAUAAACGAAAAGAAUCCGUUACAUCCGAGAUAUGAGGCCACAUUUGCACUUCAGAGUGAUCCUGUGCCAAAGAAAAUAAAACUCGUUGAACAAACAGCAGAGUAUAUCGUAGUCGGCACAGAUAAUACCAAGGCUAAGCUUUUCUUCAAUCCGUUCAGAAUCGACUUUUAUCGCGGUGAACAAGUCGUUCUCUCUGCCAAUGCAAGAGGACUCAUGCGGUUUGAACACAUACGCACUAAACCAGAGCCGAAACCUGAGGGUGAGGAAGGAGAAAAGCCAGCUGAGACUAAUCCCGAAUACCCAGGCGACGGCGCAGACUCUGAUCCUGGAGCUUGGGAAGAAAAUUUCAAAUCACAUCACGAUUCUAAACCCUUAGGGCCAGAGGCUGUGGCACUAGACUUCAGUUUCAUAGGCGCUGAAAAUGUUUAUGGGGUUCCAGAGCAUGCUGGAUCAUUUGCGUUGAAAUCCACGAAGAAAUCCGACCCUUACAGACUUUAUAAUUUGGACGUUUUUGAAUACGAAGUCGACGAUUUUAUGGCCCUCUAUGGUGCCAUUCCUGUCGUUUUUGGUCACGGAAAGGAAAGCGGAACGUCAGGAGUUUACUGGCAAAAUGCUGCUGAAACUUGGGUGGACGUAACAUCCAGCGCGGAUAACAACGUCGUUGAGAGUAUUGUGAACUUCGUUUCUGGGUCUGCUAAAAAGCCCCAAGUUGACGCUCACUUCAUCUCUGAGUCAGGCCUAAUCGACGCAUUCUUUAUGCUCGGACCUAAUCCCUUAGACGCCUUUAGGCAAUACACACGCUUAACUGGAUCUGCUCCUCUGCCUCAGAUGUUCAGUUUAGGGUACCACCAGUGUCGUUGGAAUUAUAACGACCAAGACGACGUGCGUCAGGUGGCUGAAAAUUUCGACAAGUACGACUUACCGAUGGACGUGAUGUGGCUGGACAUCGAAUACACUGAUGGCAAGAAGUACUUUACGUGGGAUACGCGUAAAUUUUCCCAGCCUCUAGAGAUGGUCCGUAAUUUAACAGAAAAGGGUAGAAAACUGGUGGUCAUUAUCGAUCCUCACAUCAAGCGAGACCAAAACUACUUCCUCCACAACGACGCUACAAAUCUUGGCUACUAUGUCAAACACAGAGAUGGAAAAGACUACGAGGGAUGGUGCUGGCCAGGUGCAACUUCUUACAUCGAUAUGUUUGACCCUAAAGUCAGGCAGUAUUACAUCGAGCAGUACAACCUGGACAAAUUCACGGGAACUACCAACGACGUUUAUAUUUGGAACGACAUGAAUGAACCGAGUGUGUUCAAUGGACCUGAAGUAACAAUGCCGAAGGAUUUGAUACACUAUCAAAAUUGGGAGCACAGAGAUAUCCACAACAUUAACGGAAUGAUGUUCACCUCCGCUACGCACGAGGCUUUAUUCCGAAGGUCUGGUGGUUCCCUGCGUCCAUUCGUAUUGACACGAUCCUUCUUUGCCGGUUCGCAAAGAUAUGGUGCACUGUGGACUGGAGAUAACACAGGUGAAUGGAGUCAUCUUCGUGUCAGCUACCCGAUGUGUCUGUCCCUGGCGAUAUCCGGUUUCUCUUUCUGCGGUGCGGACAUAGGAGGCUUCUUCAAGAACCCGGACACUGAGCUGUUCACAAGGUGGAAUCAGGCAGCCGCUUGGCUGCCAUUUAUGCGUCAGCAUUCUCAUAUCGAGACCAAGCGUCGUGAGCCUUGGAUUUUCGGCGACAAUACUGUCGGAAUAGUUCGUGAAACUUUCAAGAGACGCUACGCCUACUUGCCGGUGUGGUACACAUUAUUUAGGGAGCACGAAAUCAGCGGAAUUCCAGUUAUCAGGCCGAUUUGGGCUCACUACCCAACUGAGUCUGCAGCUUUUACCAUCGACGACGAGAUCUUGGUUGGCGAUUCGCUCCUUGUUCGUCCAGUUCUAGAGCCUGGAGUGACAGAAGUUAGCGUCUACUUCCCUGGAGAGGGUAAAGUCACUUGGUACAACAUUGACACCAUGCAACCGUACAAGCAACCUGGUGCUGUCAGUAUUCCGGUGACGAUGGAGCGAAUCCCAGUCUACCAAAGGGGUGGAUCGAUCGUUCCGAAAAAGAACCGAUCCCGCAGAAGUACAGUCGCUAUGAAAAACGAUCCCUACACGCUGAUAGUAAUCGCUGACGAUGCUGGAUCCGCUACAGGCACUCUCUACAUCGACGAUGAAUCCAGUUUCGAGUAUCGUCACGGGAAAUACUUGUACCUCAGGUUCACUUUGACUGGAUACAAGCUGACGUCCAGUUUGAUAGAUAAACUCGCAACCUAUGAAACUAAGAGCUGGCUGGAGAGGAUAGACAUCGCCAAUCCCCCGAAGAACGUGAAAUCGGCGCGAUUGACCUCGAAAACUCUAGGCGUAGUCGAGCUGGAGGCCAAAUACAAUCCUGGAAACAAUGUUCUGACUGUGCGUAAACCCGGAGUGAAUAUGGGCGAAGAAUGGAGCAUAGAAUUGAUUCAUUAGUUGACAAGUGAAGCCAAAAACUUGAUAUAUACCUAUAUUAUAGUGAACAUUUUACAUUCGAUUUUUCAAAUCUCACCACACACCUGAAUAACAUAAGGCAGUAAAUAGUACGGCAUAAUAUCGACAUAGUCUAAUGUAAAUAGAUGUGAACAACUUUGAUUUACAUGUUUCUCUGUUUUAUUAUCAUCAACAACACAAGAACAUGUUUCAUAAGACAUUUUUGUAAUACAUAAAUGCGUUACUACGUGUUUACGCAAUAAA